UGGCUGCGCGGCCGUUGCCGGGCCGGGGACAAGCUCCGGCUGCCUGGAGACGCGUGGCUCCAGCCUCGGGCCCUGCGUCGGGCGCGGGCAGCAGCGUCGUGGGCUCCCCAAGCACUUUCUCGCCGGCGUUUUCCUUGCGUCCUCUGCAGGCCUCUGGGGAGCCGCCGGGGCCUGCCCAUGGCCAUGGCAAAGGAGAAGCAGAAGGCGGUCGCCUUCACCUCCGCUGCCCGGCGGCAGGAGCAGGAGCUGGAGGAGGAGGAGGAAGAAGCCGUGGAAGCGGAGCUGGAAGGCAGCUGCUCCGAAAGCAGCUUGGGAGCCGCCUUGGGUGCUGGGCGCCUCAGCCCCGCAGACCCGGGCGGCCCAGAGGAGCUCCAUGGCCCACACGUGGCCACCUGCACCUUCACCAUCUCCCUGGCGGUGCCAGUGGCCACAAGUCAGAGACAUAAACCAUCCAUUUCAUUUGAAAUGCAAAGAAGGAGGUCUGAUAUUGGCAAAGAUGCAAGCAUUCCAAAAAUACGGCGUUACUAUCACAUGGAGUACUUUCUCCUACCAGAUGACAUUGAACCUAGAAAACUUGAUUUGGUGCUGUUUGGUACGGUGGCCAAGUUUUUUUUAGAAUCUGAAUCCAAGGUUGUGAAGCCAUGGUUUGAAAAUGACCAGAUAUGGGUCUCUUGGAAUCACAGAAUUGAUAUUAAUGUUACCAAUAAAUUUUUAACAAAACUGAGAGAACACAAAAUAACGUUAAAGCUAUGGGAUACCAGGGACAAAGUUUGUGCAAAAGCUAAGUUUAGUAAACCAAGGCUUUCAUAUUUACAAGCAGAGGAUGUAGAUGCAAUUGGUGGGGUGAAAUUUACAGUGCUAUGUCAAAGAAAACUCUUUGAAGACAAUCAGUCAGCACCCAGCUGCACUAAAACUAAAAGUGUGAAGAAAUCCAGUGUGCUGGAUGAAGUUGCAACCAGUCCUGUGGCAGGUCUUUUAACAGAUGAAGUUGAACUAUAUGAGAGAGAGUCUGGUUUGCAGAAUUUACCUUAUCGAUCAAGAACAAGUGUCUCACCUUCAGUAAGUCACUUUAGUGUUCCAGGGAGCAUAUCUUUUGCAAGAGACAAAGCCCUGUGUGAGGGCCAUCUUUUGAAGCAGAAAUCCAUUGCUGGUUAUCUGAAUUUCUUUGGCUCAAAAACAGAAAAAAAAAAAUUGAGCUUUGCUAAGCCAGAUCGAGUAGACCCACUGGAUGUGAGAAUCAGUAGAAGUUCUACUCCUAGAAGACCUUAUGGUUCUAACAAAGAGAAAAAUCAGAGCCAUCCUAAAAUGUCCAAUGCUGAGACCCUGGUGGCAGCACUGGCGAAGAAGAAUGGUAUUGCAUCUUUGCAGCUGGAUCUCAUGCCUCUCCUCUCAGGAGAAAAGUCAGUGACCAGUCACCUGAAAGAAAAAUCCCCUAAAGUUUUAGAUGCUUAUUUGACUUUCACAGUGGAAACGCCUCUCAUGUCAGAGAGACAGAGAUGUGAACUGAAUCCACUGAUUAUAAGAAUUCUUUCUGCUACAUACCUCCCAACAACUCCUGUGCCAAUUGAACGGCUGCAGGAGUCAUGUGUUCCUACAUACUGCAGAUACAGAUUUCAUGACCUUCCUCCUCAUCAAACUCAGGGACAGAUGCACGGAACCCAUGUCUAUUUUAAAGAUGUUAAUGUGGUUCUGACAGGGACAAUCAAACCUGCAAAACUGUAUGAGUAUCUUAGAGGGCCUCCUAUGGAGAUUGAAGUUCAUGACCGGGACCAAAAAACUGUGGAAGAUCCUAAAAAACCCUCCUUGUUUGGAGAAGAGCAAGAUGAUGCAAGGCUGAGUAAUAUAGGAUUCCUCACUUACAAACACUCAGUCCAGAAUCCAUUUACAGACAAGAACAAGUCGUGGGAUUCCUACGGAGUAGCUAAAGUCAGUUUAAAUGGCCUACUGUUAGGUGAAAAGUAUUUGAAUAUCAGUGUGCCUAUUCAUAGCUGCUCAGUUCCAGAUCCCACUAUUUAUCAGAAGGAUAACAAGAAUGAGAAAAUGGCAAGAGUAUCACAACCAGUGAAUGGCCUUCAGGCUUCUCCAUUGCCGGUGGGACAUUACUUGGAAUCUGACUCACUCCUGAAAGUAAGAGUUGAAAUAGCUGUGCCGCUAGGUCCUCAGGCAGGAACUGUGGAUUCUAAAGUUGCAGACUGCCCAUAUGGUUGUAUAAUCUACAUUUUUGACUACAAAAAUGCAUCUUUCUUACAAGAUUUGCUGCAAGAGAUUACAGGAAUCAAUGCUAAAGCUCUCCAGCUGGACUGUUUUCCACUACAAAUAGCUCAAAAAGCUCUUGCUACAUUCAGACUAAAAACUAAACUGAAGGAAAUUUCUGAGCUGGAUAUCAUAACUGGUUUUCAUAUCUUGGAUGGAAAAAUUCACCUUUUAGUCUUGGAAGGGUUAAAGGACAAAGCAAUCAAGAGGCUCUGGGAUCAGCAGUUAAACAGGCCUCACAACACUGAAGAUGGAAGAUUGGAAGUAUUAUAUAACUCACAGCUGUCUUUCCAUCAGCGCCUGUAUACAGACCUGGAAGCCAUUCUGUAUCAUAUCCACCUCUGCAAACCCCUCUCUUCUAUAACAAAGCAGCCUCUUCUUUAUAUCAGAGAGAUGGUUCCUCAGGCAUGUUUCCAAGCCUUGUCCAGGCUUGAUUACAUCUGUCACUGUAAGAAGUUAAGGGAUGUCAUUCAUGGAAAUCUGUUGCCCUCUGCAGAAAUGAUUACAGUCUUGAGCCAAGAAUUUGGAAUUCCCCUGACUAAUGAGGAUUUGUUUGUUCAAAAACCUUCGCUGCUUUCACUCCCCUCAUUUGGUUUUUCAAAACAAACUGAGAUUGUCAGAAAAAAACGAGCAAUACAUUCUUUAUUGGAUAACUACAACAAAAAAUAUAUGCUGUGGAAAAAAGAAAUGGAAGAUAAAAUGAAAUAUGAUAAGGAUCACAUCCAGACCAACAUUGAUGCCGUAUAUUUACUCAAUAAAAAGGUGAAAAGGCCAAUCUUAAAAACUGCUAGAAGCUUUCCUGAUGAUGGUAAGUCUGUCUACAACUACAGUUCUCAGAGACUGAAUUCUGCAGAAUUUGCAAAGAAGCUACUUCGUCAGGAGAUGGCAAAGAAACCAGAGAGAAGGUUUGCUUACUGUCAUGAAUACCUGUCAGCUAUGUUUGAUCCUGUAGAUUUGGACACUGUCUGGAAAGAGUCUGUUGAAGAAUCCAAGAAUCGCUCAUUGUCACCAAACGGAUUUAUAAUUCCUGGAUUUAAGAGCACUAUUGAAUCUAACCUGCAUUCUCAGUCACUUGAUGAGGUACAUCUGAAGGAAGAGAACAAGCUGUUUGCUAACUUUUUGGAACCAGUGGUGAAUCGAGACACAUGGAGUUGGGACAAACGACACCUAGAUUUUGACCUAUACAAAAAACCACCUGAUUACUUCACAGUAUCAGCCCCAGCAGGCAGUCAGACAGAUUCAGUGACACCGGCAUUUGAUGACACCAAGCUGAAAGUUUAUAGGUGCUCCACAGCAGCUGAGCUAACUGCACAUGGACCAAAAGCUAGCUCUCAACUGAACAAACUCCAGGGACUUCUGAAAGAUGUGCCAGCAAAAUACUCACUUAAGAGACCAGGAUUGAUUUUGGAGCCUAUCCCUGCCCUGUCAGUGUUGCAGAAUGCACCACGUGAUAUCAGUUCUGCAAGCCCAGUGAACAGAACAAGGAGUGCUAUCAGUGGAUUUGUGCCAGGGAUUGAAGAGCGGCAUAGUUUGAAGUGGAAUGGAAAUAUGAUCCCCUGCUACAACAUGGAACAUAAGAAGUUUGAAAAGCUCAAAGGAGCAGACUUCAAGUUGCACUGUUAUGCACAUUCGUUUCUUUACAAAAGACUAGUGAAGGAAGGAAGGGAUAGAACUAACCUUGUGCUACAUCAAGACACCUCAACGGACGAGGCCACAGCUCCAGUGACUACACAGGAUUCAGCAACUGCUUCCUAUAAAUUGAAUGACCUAUGCCUGAAGACUAACUAGAAGAUCGUCCUCAGUUACAAGUCCAGAAGUGAUUUCCAAAAACGUGUCAAGUUUCAAGGUCAUUAAAGAGAGAAAUGUUAUUUAUUCUAGGUCUACUGCUCAAUUAAGUCACUAUUUGUUUUCCAUUCAACACAAUUUUUUUCCAGAAAUGAUUAAAUCAAUUAGACACCCUGAUGUGCCUGCCAAGGCUGUAUUUUCUAAUGACAGUUUGAGUAAGGUUGUACAUUUAAGCUGCCAAUUAAGCAUGGCACUAGCCAAACAAUUAUGAACACACACUUAGGCAAUUGCUUUAAUAAUUGAUUAAAAAAAAAAAAAAAAAAAUCAGCAUGGGGACACAGCAGUCAUGACUCAAUGUCCACAGAAACUGAAGGAAGAAUUUACCUCAUUCUCCUCAUUUUUCUUCCUUGUUUGU
Molecule: messenger RNA, 4453 nt
Organism: Alligator sinensis (Chinese alligator)
Lineage: Eukaryota; Metazoa; Chordata; Crocodylia; Alligatoridae
Gene: CFAP92
Product: KIAA1257 ortholog
Exons: 18
Coding region: 178-4041 (1287 amino acids)
Source: RefSeq, a predicted model, not a curated record